Messenger RNA from Olea europaea var. sylvestris, 1087 nucleotides. RefSeq names its product NDR1/HIN1-like protein 13. Bases 12 to 668 code for a protein of 218 amino acids. The transcript has a single exon. Gene Ontology annotation, cellular component: plasma membrane. The record is from RefSeq and is a predicted model, not a curated record. NCBI's taxonomy places the organism in Eukaryota, Viridiplantae, Streptophyta, Magnoliopsida, Lamiales, Oleaceae.
AUUUUUUCAAGAUGAAGAAAAACCAAAACCCAGUUGUAAAUGCUACAGAAAUGUCCACCAGACCCACCGUCACGGCCCCCGCCCCCGCCCCCGCCGCAGCCGUAAACGGUGCUCAUCAUAGCCACCACUACUACCCUCCUACAAGCUCAUCAUCUUCCUCCUCCGCCUCCUUCCGUGGCUGUUGCUGUUGCCUUUUUCUCCUGUUUUCGUUUCUUGCUCUAUUAAUCCUUGCUGUUAUCCUUGUAAUUGUACUGGCUGUAAAACCGAAGAAACCUCAAUUCGACCUCCAGCAGGUGGGGGUUCAGUACAUGGGCAUCAGUCCCACCACCCCUUCCUCCGCCGCCGUCUCCCUCACUAUCCACAUGCUAUUCACUGCCGUCAAUGACAACAAGGUCGGAAUCAAGUACAGUGAGUCCAAGUUCACUGUCAUGUACCGCGGCAUCCCUCUGGGUAGGGGCAUCGUUCCCGGGUUUUAUCAACCCGCGCACAGUGUCCGUCAGGUCGAGACUACUAUCGCCGUCGACCGGGUUAGCUUGCUUCAGACAGAUGCUGCCAAUUUGAUAAGAGAUGCUUCGUUGAAUGACCGGGUCGAGUUGCGGGUCGAGGGUGAUAUCGGUGCAAAGAUCCGGAUUAUUGGGUUCACUUCACCUGGUGUGCAGGUUAGCUGAAUUCAAUUUGGUUCAAUUAUUAUGCAACUUUUUCUCGUUCUUUUAUUAUUUUCUCUCUAUAAUUUUUCUAAGUUAAUUCUUUGUCUUUUAAUUUUUCUAUAUCAUCCGGUAACGUGCAUUAUGACAUUGUAGACUUUACUAAAUGUGUCGGGCAUUUGGUACCGUGGAUGUAGGUGGUAAUUUUUAUUUUUACUGGUUUUCCAAAUUAAAGACAAAUAAUUAAUCUUAAAUAAAAUUCACAUUUGCCAACUUUUCCUUUUGAUUAGAUUAGGUAAAAGUUGUUGUUUGUAGGGUCAAGUGAUGGAGUGUAAUGUCAUUUUCGCAUUAAAUGAGGCUUAAAAUUAACCAUAGCUCUCGAGUAGUUUUGUUGUAUAUGUCAAGUUUUUGCCUCUAUAUUGGCCAUUAUUCCUCAUUAAAUU